Anneissia japonica is the source of this 1547-nucleotide messenger RNA. RefSeq names its product short-chain collagen C4-like. The coding region runs from base 1 to 948 and encodes 315 amino acids. The record is from RefSeq and is a predicted model, not a curated record. The transcript is spliced from 5 exons. Lineage: Eukaryota; Metazoa; Echinodermata; Crinoidea; Comatulida; Comatulidae.
AUGGGGCAGCACAUUGGUACUCUGAUCAGAGGGAGUUUCUCCGAAUCCCCAGAAAAGGUGGGUUUAAUCGGGCCUCUUGGACGAGACGGAGUAGAUGGUCGUGAUGGACGAGAUGGUGUGCCUGGAAUUCCAGGGAGUCCUGGCGUUGCUGGUGUCCCUGGGGACAGGGGUCAGAAGGGAGAUUUAGGAAAUGAUGGACCGCUGGGCACUAAAGGAGAGAAGGGGUUUAAAGGUGAACAAGGGAAAUAUGGACCCAUGGGACCUAAGGGUGAUGCUUGUGAUAUCAACACUAAAGAUUUUGCUUCUAUGCUACUUCAAACACUCAGUGGUGAUCAACAUAACUCUGCAUUGAAUCUGACGUCACAGAAUACGCUAGGAAGCCUCUUUGGUGGUGGAAGCGUAUACACACGUUGGGGCAGGACAACGUGCCCAGAAACAGGCGCAGAGCUGGUCUAUGAAGGCAUUGUCGGAGGAUCAUGGUACGCUCAUAAAGGCGGCUCAUCUGAGUACAUUUGUCUUCCAUCGGACCCGGAGUGGGACAACUACCUUGACGGGAUUCAUUCUAAGGCUUAUAUAUAUGGGGCUGAAUAUCAAACCUCCCCAUAUGAUCCAUUUGAGCACGACAACUCUGAGACGUUACAUAGUCACGAUGUGCCUUGUGCCGUCUGCCGGGCACCAACACGUGCUACAGAGCUUAUGAUUCCCGCCAGAACUAGCUGCCCAGACCGAUGGACUAAGGAAUACUCGGGCUACCUAAUGGCUGGUUACUAUGAUCAUCCCCAAAGAGUAAAAUAUAUUUGCGUAGAUAGAGCUCCGGAAACUGUGCCUGGGACAAGUGUUGCCCAAAAUGGUGCCCUGCUGUACGUUGUAGAGGGACAAUGCGGAUCAUUGCCGUGUCUCCCGUACGUAAGUGGUCGUGAAUUAGCUUGCUCAGUUUGUACAAUCUAGACUGAUACCAAUGAUUAUUUUCAACUGAAGUUUCACUUGUUCUAUGAGCAUUAAACAUGCAGAAAACUUGUUUCUUAUGAGAGCAACCAUACAGACCACCACCGUAUACAAACGCGUCAUUACGGCGUAGUGUAGGCCUACUGUAAUAGCAGGACCGAUAGUACUCAUUCGUCGAAUAUUUCAUUGUACAAAGUACAGAGGUUUUUCUAAACCAUUCACAAAACAGCUUAUGUCACUAAAUAUAUUAUUUUUAUUCCAAAUUACAAAUAAAUUUGUUUCUUGAUAAGUUGCAGUUAAGAGUAUAACAAUUUUUUUUUUCUAGCUAUAGAGUUUUAACUUAAAUAUUUUCAAGAAAAGAACAAACGUAAAAUAAUUCUUGGCUAAAAAUUAUGUUUUUGUUUUAGAUUUUUUUUUAGAAUAUUAAAUGAACGAAUGAUGAAGAUAAAUGGAACUAUAACAAUAUCACUUUAGUAUUAUUGACAAUUUUAUUUUAUGAUAGUCAAAAUGUUAAUUUAAAAAUUUUAGUAACGAAAAUUUGAAUUUGUAGCAAUGUAAACAUGCAUAGGAGUUACCAUCGAAAAUAAAUACGUUACAAAAUA